UGUGCUGGACAUCCAGAAGGAAACAAGUCAUAAAAAUGGAGAACAGAUAUCUUGAACCUGACGCCGAUACCCGUAAGGGACUUCUAUCUAAAGUCAUUGAAUUUACGGAAGAAUAUAUUAAAAUUGUUGAAGAAAACAACGUGAAACCUUACUACAUGGGAACGAAUAAAGGGUCUGGUCUACGAGCCAGUUCUAUACAUGAACACGGAGCUGAUCUAGAUGAUAUAUUGACGACAUACAAAGACCAUGUACUACGAGAAGGAUUGCAAAUGCAGCAUGGACAUAACUUUGUAUACCAGUUAUGUGGAUCAACGUUCAGUUCUGCUCUGGCCAGUUAUUUGGCAUCACGUACAAAUCCAUUUCCAGGACAGUUUGUAUCGUGUCCUGGUGCGGUACGUAUGGAGAAUAUGAUAAUUGAAUGGGCAGCAGGACUGAUGGGGUUCCCGAAAGGGUUCGGGGGUAAUAUCACGUCUGGGGGAUCAAUGGCGACACUUCUUGCUAUCACUGCUGCAAGAGAAAAUGCCAAUGUAUUGGCUAAAGAUUUCCACAGGUUGGUAAUAUACGCCACUCGGUGCACAAAUUCAUGUCUCAAUAAAGCACUUUUGACUAUUGGCUUGAAAGAAGCUGUUAUUCGCAAUAUACCGAUUGAUAGUGACUAUCAAAUAGAUACGGAAAACUUGAGAAAAACUAUUGAAAGGGAUACAGAGGCAGGCUUAAUUCCUUUUUUAAUUGGAGCAAGUAUUGGUAGAACCGUCACUGGUUCCGUUGACCCAAUUGGUGAACUAGCUGACAUAGCGCAUGAAUACAAUGUAUGGUUACAUGUCGAUGCAGCAUAUGGUGGAUUUUUAGUGUUGGCAGAAGAACUCAAGUCCUGUUUUAAAGAUGUUUACAGAGUUGAUUCCAUAAUUAUGGAUCCUCAUAAAGCAUUAUUCGUGCCAUUUGGUCAUGGUAUAGUUAUCUUGAAGAACGGUGGGUUACUGAAAGCAUGCUAUGGCAGCCACAAAUGGUACUUCGAUUCUGCAUACCCACCGGAAGAAGAAGACUCUCCUCUUGAUCUCUCAAUUGAAACGAGCAAACCAUUCAGGGCACUGACUAUAUGGCUACCGUUAAAACUACAUGGUGUUGGAGCAUUCAGAAGUUAUUUGCAAGAAAAGGUCUUGCUUGCACGUUACCUGUUUAAGAAUAUGAAAGAAACCCCAGGAUUCUGUGUUGGUCCGUAUCCGCACUUGACCGUCGUGCUUUUCAAAUAUGACACUGGAGAUAAAACAAAGAAUGACAAGUUUAACCGCAGGCUUCAGAAGAUAAUUAUGCAGGAUUAUGGUUUCAACCUUUCUGCGAAUGUUGUCAACGGUGAAGUCUAUAUUAGAGCAUGUGUUCUUAAUAUGUAUACCAAUAUUAAGACGGUUGACAAGCUUAUAAGUUCCAUUAAAUUAUCAGUUGCUACAACACAGCAAGAGUUUCUGUGA
Saccoglossus kowalevskii is the source of this 1466-nucleotide messenger RNA. RefSeq lists its product as uncharacterized. Gene Ontology annotation, molecular function: pyridoxal phosphate binding; carboxy-lyase activity. Gene Ontology annotation, cellular component: cytoplasm. NCBI's taxonomy places the organism in Eukaryota, Metazoa, Hemichordata, Enteropneusta, Harrimaniidae. Gene Ontology annotation, biological process: carboxylic acid metabolic process. The record is from RefSeq and is a predicted model, not a curated record.